AUGACGCCCGCCCAGUGUGGCAACGGCCACGCUCAUCGGGAGGCUGGAGGCGAGGAGGUCCCGCAGGACGAUGACACCGUUUUGCAGUCCUUCUCGGGCGUCGUACUGAAGCGAUCGAGCUCGGACGCAGGAUGGCCCGGAUCCUUGCAGUGCACCAAGAGUGCCUUGUCGUGGCUUCCUCAAGAGGGCGGCCCGCCCGCGCUCGCACUGCCCUUCACCGAAAUUGCCAUGCAUGCGGUGGUGAGCGGCACUGGGGACCAGGCGGCCUGCCUGUACCUCCAGCUCGCUGGCGGCGACAGCGACUACGAAGAUGAGGCGGAGGAGGAAGGGGAGGGUGCCUCGGAGGUGUGGCUCAUCCCCUCCGAUCCCGCCCUGGUAGAGCCCUUGUUUGCUGCCCUGAGCGAGGGCGCGGAGAGGAACCCCGACGACGGCGAGGAGGGAGAGGACGAGGAGGGCGGCAUCUUCUUCGAUGAGGAGGAGGUCUUGGCGGGCACGGAUGCUGCACUGCAUCGCCUGGAGAUCGAAGAGGCUUUGGGAGGAGACCCAAACCGGUUCAGCGAUGCCGAUGAGGAUGAGGAGGGGAUGUGA
Auxenochlorella protothecoides is the source of this 588-nucleotide messenger RNA. RefSeq lists its product as hypothetical. NCBI's taxonomy places the organism in Eukaryota, Viridiplantae, Chlorophyta, Trebouxiophyceae, Chlorellales, Chlorellaceae. Bases 1 to 588 code for a protein of 195 amino acids. Gene Ontology annotation, biological process: mRNA cis splicing, via spliceosome. Gene Ontology annotation, cellular component: spliceosomal complex; cytosol. The record is from RefSeq and is a predicted model, not a curated record. The transcript is spliced from 3 exons.